CGAUUCACCGGCGCAGCGACUGACGUACGUUGCGUCGUGCGUCAGACCGUGCUAAUCGAGUUGCUGCUGCGGUCCGUUAGCUGAACACACCGGGACCCGACUUCAAGCCUCAAAAGAUGUUUCUGGCUGCGGCUGUUCGCUCCGCAGCGUCCCAGGCGGCCAGGCAGGUCAGGAGUCUGCAUCGGUCUGCUGUCCGUGCUGGAGCUGGUGGCAUCUUUGUGCACAGAGACACCCCAGACAACAACCCGGAUACUCCGUUUGAGUUCACCGAGGAGAACAAGAAGAGGAUUGAGGCGAUCAUUUCGAUGUACCCUGAAGGACACAAGCAAGCAGCGACCAUCCCAGUGUUGGACGUAGCCCAGAGGCAGCAUGGAUGGCUCCCCAUCUCCGCCAUGAACAAGGUGGCCGAGGUGCUGGAAGUGGCUCCAAUGAGAGUGUACGAGGUAGCAACGUUCUACACGAUGUUCCUGCGUCAGCCCGUGGGAAAAUACUUCAUCCAGAUCUGCACGACGACACCCUGCAUGCUCUGCAACUCAGACAGCAUCCUGGAGGCCAUCCAGAACAAACUGGGUAUCAAGGUUGGAGAGACGACCGCCGAUAAGAUGUUCACGCUGAUAGAGGUGGAAUGUCUGGGCGCCUGUGUGAACGCUCCCAUGGUCCAGAUCAACGACAACUACUAUGAGGACCUCACACCGAAGGAUAUCGAGGACAUUAUUGAUGAACUUAAAGCCGGCAGAGUCCCGCCACCAGGCCCCAGGGGCGGUCGUUUCUCCUGUGAGCCGGCGGGGGGACUGACUUCUCUGACAGAGCCUCCUAAAGGACCAGGGUUUGGUGUAAGAUCAGACCUGUAGACGUUUUAGGAGCUGCUGAAGCUGUUUAACUUGAACAUAUUGUGUAAAUAAACUGUUCAUGUACAUGUUC
Messenger RNA from Amphiprion ocellaris (clown anemonefish), 921 nucleotides. It is a transcript of the gene ndufv2, whose product is annotated as NADH:ubiquinone oxidoreductase core subunit V2. Bases 117 to 851 code for a protein of 244 amino acids. The transcript is spliced from 8 exons. NCBI's taxonomy places the organism in Eukaryota, Metazoa, Chordata, Actinopteri, Pomacentridae. Gene Ontology annotation, molecular function: NADH dehydrogenase activity. Gene Ontology annotation, biological process: mitochondrial electron transport, NADH to ubiquinone. The record is from RefSeq and is a predicted model, not a curated record.